AUGGCUCCCAACAGUGUCAAAAUCCCUUUGGGGGAUUACGUGUUUAAAAGAAUUGUAUCGUUAGGUGUUCAUUCUGUUUUUGGAGUUCCUGGUGACUUCAACCUUUCCUUUUUAGAAUGUCUCUAUGAUGUUCCAGAAAUUCAUUGGUACGGCACAUGCAACGAACUAAAUGGUGCAUAUGCAGCGGACGGAUAUUCAAGAAAGAUUGGUAACAAGUUUGGUGUUUUAGCCACCACCAUGGGCGUCGGUGAAUUGAGUGCUAUGAACGGUAUCUGUGGCAGCUUUGCCGAGUACGUGCCUAUUCUUCACAUAGUGGGAACCACACCAAUCAGUGCCAAGAAGAAUGGAUUAGCCAACCACCAUUUAAUUACAAGUAUGUGUCCACUGCAGAAGAACGAUCAUUACGUUUAUCAGAAAAUGGCAGCUACAGUUUCCUGCAAUGUCACUAGCAUAGAAGAUCUCCGCGAAGCCCCAAGCCAGAUAGAUGCUCUUAUUAGAGAUAUUCUUACUGAAAAGAAGCCUGGAUACCUUUACAUUCCAUGCGAUCUUGCCACUGCACCCGUGGAUGCUACAAAUUUGACCACCAUACCCGGUGCUUCUUUCUAUGAAACACAGCCUAGAGGGUCUGCUCAUGUCAUCAAUGAAAUUGCGGACUUGGCGUUGGAGAAAAUAUACAAAGCCACUAAACCUUGCGUCUUGGGUGACGGAUUAGUUGAUAGAUUUGGUAUGACAAAUCAGCUUAGACAGUUUGUUGAGCGAACAAAACUACCAAAUUGCAGUAAUCCUAUGGGCAAAUCUCUCCUUGACGAGCAGAAUGAUUACUACGUGGGUGACUUCAUUGGUAAUGAGUCGGCUAAACAAGUGGCUGCUUACGUUAGAUCUUGUGAUUUAUUGCUCCAUUUCGGAAACUUCGAUAACGAGGUCAAUUCUGGCCAUUUUUCAAUCCACAAUGGCUUUGAAGACAAAGAAGAUAAUGGCAAGAGCCUCAUUAUUUUCAACCAUCGCUACAUCAGAAUUGAUUCUCAGGUGUUUGAUGGUUACUCGAUUGAGGAUAUCUUACCGGCAAUGCUAGCCAAAUUGGAUAUUUCCAAAGUGCCAAAUGUUGAGAAGCCUAAUGUUAACGCAUCCAUUGAAAGAGUCCCUUCGAGUACACCAAUUUCAGAAACUGAUGUACUUGAGGAAAUUCAGCAUUUACUUCAACCUGGUGAUACAUUGGUUGUCGAGACAGGUUCCAUUCUUUAUGGUAUUCCUGACAUCAAGCUUCCAUCUAAUUGCAAAUUAAUCUCGCAACCUUUCUACCUUUCUAUUGGCAUGGGAUUGCCAUGCUCCUUCGGUGCCUCUGUGGCCAAAAAAGAGCUUAACGAACAGGGUAGACUUAUUCUCCUUGAAGGUGACGGUGCCGCCCAGAUGACUAUCCAGGAAUUGGCAAACUACAACAGACCAGGAUUGAGUCCACUUAUUAUUUUGCUCAACAAUGACGGAUAUACGGUAGAGCGUGCCAUUAAAGGCCCAACCAGAGAGUAUAACGAUAUUCGUCCUAACUGGAAGUGGGGCCAGAUUUUUGACACUUUUGGAUUGAAGAAUUAUAGGUGUAAAAAAGUGAUUCAACUUGAAGACAUGCAUAAUACUCUCGAAGAGUUUGGUCGUGACAAUUCUUGCGCAAGAAUGGUUGAGGUCGUCCUAGGUAAGCUAGAUGCCCCAUGGAGAGUGAACAAAAUGUUAGAUGGAUACAAAUAA
Molecule: messenger RNA, 1737 nt
Organism: Brettanomyces nanus
Lineage: Eukaryota; Fungi; Ascomycota; Pichiomycetes; Pichiales; Pichiaceae
Exons: 2
Coding region: 1-1737 (578 amino acids)
Molecular function (GO): carboxy-lyase activity; magnesium ion binding; thiamine pyrophosphate binding
Source: RefSeq, a predicted model, not a curated record